AUGGAAGCGACUGAGGGGGACACCAAGAGGCGGAAGCGCCGCGAGGGGGAGGCGCGGGCUGGGGAGAGCGCGGCAGGGGGGAGCAGCGGCGCCGACUCGGGGAUGAAGGUCAAGAAGAAGCUUGAUAUCGACGCGCUCAAGAAGAAGUUGGCCGAGGACAAGAUGAAGUUGGAACGGCUGAAGAUGAGCAGGGAGCAAGAGAAGCGAGCGAGGAUCCAGGUGACGCACAUGCCGCCCCUCACAUCCCUGGCGGAUUCGUACCAGGUUGAGAGGACCGUUCCCAGCAACGUGGUGAAUUUGAGGUACCAGCAGGAGGAGAUGAUGCGGAAGUUGAAGAAACUGAAGCGAGAGGAGCGACUUGUCGCCAAGAUGCAGCAGAGCCGCGCCGACGGCAAGCAGAGUGCCGGUCCCGACAAGCAAGCGCCUCAGGUUGAGCGCAAGAGAAAGGUUUUGUCCUUUUUGGAGCCCGAGGCAUUGGCGCGGAAGACGGAGGGACAAAUGGAGGAAAUUCUCCAAAUGAAGUUGGUCAGAGAAAAGCAACGGUCUAUGUUCGAAGAAAUUGGGCAGGGCCAUCGAGUAAGGCCCAAGCCGACUAAAAUUCCUGAUGUCGAAUGGUGGGAUUUGCCCUACAUUGUCACAGAGGAAGCAGGACAAGAAGAGUCGGGCGACAAGGGCGCCUCGUCUGCAACCGCGCAGCUUCUCGACACCUCGAAACUCAAGACCGAGUUAAUAACCAACGUCAUCGAACACCCCGAGCUGACCUAUCCUCAGGCCGAGCCGCCCCUCCCGCCCCCUCCGCCGAUCAUGCUGACCCGCGCCGAGCAAAAACGCAUUUCCGUUCACGACCCCACCGCCGUGGAAAGGAAAGUCCGCGCGGAAAUGGCCGCUCGCGUGUCCCGACACGAGGCGCGCAACAACGAGCGCAAGCUGACUCCAGAACAACGAAAAGAAAAAGAAAAGGCAAAACUGGUCGAAGACACGUCCCUAAAAUCGAACGUCGCUGUCUUCAAAGUCCUGUCUCUUGCCAACCCGAGAAACCGCUUCAAAAUCGACAUCGAGGCCAACAAAAACCUGCUCACUGGGUGCGUCAUCUUGAGCGACUCGUUCGCGCUUGUCGUCGUAGAGGGCGGACCCAAGGCCGUCAAACGGUACAAAAAACUCAUGACCAAAAAAAUAAAAUGGACCGAAGAAAUUCCCCCGCCGAAAAACCCGCAACAACAGCAAGGACCGGAUGAGAAAGACGACAAGGGUUCCGAUCGCGUUCUGGGCGCCAAUAUCCCGCCUUCCGAAAACAAAUGCUGGCUCAUCUGGGAGGGUGAAGUCCUAAGAAGAGCAUUCAUCAACUUCCGGUUUGAAACCCUAUCGAACAAACCCAGAAAGUCGCUUGAAAAACUAGGAAUCGCCCACUACUGGGAUUUGGCCCUAAAUUAUCAAGCCAAAACCAUAUGA
Molecule: messenger RNA, 1449 nt
Organism: Schistocerca gregaria
Lineage: Eukaryota; Metazoa; Arthropoda; Insecta; Orthoptera; Acrididae
Exons: 2
Coding region: 1-1449 (482 amino acids)
Biological process (GO): mRNA splicing, via spliceosome
Cellular component (GO): U4/U6 x U5 tri-snRNP complex
Source: RefSeq, a predicted model, not a curated record